This is a messenger RNA of Heterocephalus glaber (naked mole-rat), 867 nucleotides long. It is a transcript of the gene Rhoq, whose product is annotated as ras homolog family member Q. Gene Ontology annotation, molecular function: GTP binding; GTPase activity. The record is from RefSeq and is a predicted model, not a curated record. NCBI's taxonomy places the organism in Eukaryota, Metazoa, Chordata, Mammalia, Rodentia, Bathyergidae. Gene Ontology annotation, biological process: small GTPase-mediated signal transduction.
GGCCGGCGCGGGGGCGCGCGGGGACCAUGCCCGGAGGCCGGCCGGCCGCAGCAUGGCUCACGGGCCCGGCGCGCUGAUGCUCAAGUGCGUGGUGGUGGGCGACGGGGCGGUGGGCAAGACGUGCCUGCUCAUGAGCUACGCCAACGACGCCUUCCCCGAGGAGUACGUGCCCACCGUCUUCGACCACUACGCCGUCAGCGUCACUGUGGGGGGCAAGCAGUACCUCCUGGGACUCUAUGACACGGCGGGACAGGAAGACUAUGAUCGUCUGAGGCCUUUAUCCUAUCCAAUGACUGAUGUCUUCCUCAUAUGCUUCUCCGUGGUCAAUCCAGCCUCAUUUCAAAAUGUGAAAGAAGAGUGGGUACCGGAACUUAAGGAAUAUGCCCCAAAUGUACCCUUUUUAUUAAUAGGAACUCAGAUUGAUCUCCGGGAUGACCCCAAAACUUUAGCGAGACUGAAUGAUAUGAAAGAAAAACCUAUAUGUGUGGAACAAGGACAGAAACUAGCAAAAGAGAUAGGAGCAUGCUGCUAUGUGGAAUGUUCAGCUUUAACCCAGAAGGGAUUGAAGACUGUUUUUGAUGAGGCUAUCAUAGCCAUUUUAACUCCAAAGAAACAUACAGUUAAAAAAAGAAUAGGAUCAAGAUGUAUAAACUGUUGUUUGAUUACGUGAAAAACUUCAGUGGCCAAGAAAACUGUCAAUUUCUCUCAGAAAGCAUAUGAAAUGCUACAGCGAUACCCAGACCUCUUGUAAUGAAGCAGUUUCAAACUUGAAAGAAAACAAAAACCUGUCCUCAGAAUUCUAUAAAGUUCAUUAAGAAUGUUCCUUAAAGGUCUAAGAAGCAGCAAACAGAAUCUGAAGCCACAAUC